UUGCAGAUUUGAGUGCUUCUGACCACCUUACCUUGCCUCCAUCCCUGGGACUUUGAACUCAGCAGCUGGACCACUUUAUUCUUGGAAUUUGGGGUUUCCUCUCUUUUUUACCUUCCCCUUCCCCUGCUUCCCUUUCCCCGUCCUGAGAACUCCAAAAGACUGAGAAAUUGUCAUGGAGUCCAGGGAAAUGUUGAACAGCUCUCGGCAAAGGGGGGGCGAGUCCGAAUUCCUGCCAGUGUCCUCCACCAAACCUCCAACCACUGCAGGCUGUGCAGAACCUUUGCUCUCUGCUUCUGGAACCGGGAAGGGAAUCCCUGUGGGUGGAGAACGCAUGGAGCCAGAGGAGGAGGAUGAACUGGGUUCAGGGCGAGACGUGGAUUCCAACUCUAAUGCGGACAGUGAGAAGUGGGUGGCUGGUGAUGGCCUGGAAGAACAGGAAUUUUCUAUCAAGGAGGCUAACUUUACAGAGGGGAGUCUGAAGCUGAAGAUUCAGACCACCAAGAGGGCUAAGAAACCCCCCAAAAACCUGGAGAACUAUAUAUGCCCACCGGAGAUCAAGAUCACCAUCAAGCAGUCUGGGGACCAGAAGGUGUCUCGCGCUGGGAAAAAUAGCAAAGCCACAAAAGAAGAGGAAAGAAGCCACUCCAAAAAGAAGCUCCUCACAGCCAGUGACCUUGCAGCCAGCGACCUCAAAGGAUUUCAGCCACAGGCUUAUGAGCGGCCUCAGAAACACUCUGCUCUUCACUAUGAUCCAGGACUCCCACAGGACUUCACCGGUGACACCUUAAAACCAAAGCACCAGCAAAAAAGCAGCAGCCAGAACCACAUGGACUGGUCCACCAGCUCUGAUAGUGGACCUGCCACUCAGAAUUGCUUCAUCAGUCCAGAGUCUGGCCGAGAAACUGCAAGCACCAGCAAGAUCACAGCUCUUGAGCCCAUAGCUUCCUUCUCCAAGGCCCAAUGUAAGAAAGGUAGUACAGGGAGCACAUGGAGUCAGUUGUCCAAUAGUAGUAAAGAGCUGCUCUUGGGAGGUGUGGUGCCAUCCCCAAGCACCCACAGCUCACCAGCACCCUCCAACAGCUCCACAGAGUGCAAUGGCCUUCAGCCCUUGGUCGAUCAAGAUAGUGGGGGUCCCAAGGAACCCCCUGAGCCUCCCACUAUAAUAAGCAGCAAGAAGAAGUCCAGUAAAAAAGAUGUUCUAAGUCAGACCAUACCAAACGCAGACCUGGAUUGGGUCAAGAAUGCCCAGAAAGCAUUUGAGACUAUCGAAGGGAAAAGGGACGGGUACUCUGCUGAGAAUGCCCAGGAGGCAUCCCCGGCCAGGCAGAAUGUGAUUUCCAUUGGUAAUCCUGAAAAUGACUCCAGUCAUGUUCGGAUUACGAUCCCUAUUAAGGCACCGUGUUUGGAUCCAAGCAACCAUAAGAGGAAAAAGAGACAGUCUAUCAAAGCCGUGGUGGAAAAGAUCAUGCCAGAAAAAGCUCUGGCCUCUGGAAUUGCUAUGAGCAAUGAAGUAGUUAGCAGGAUACUUGCCAGUUCUGAAGGAAGUAAGAAAGAUCCCCGUGUUGCGAAGCUGGGGAAAAUGAUUGACAGUGAGUCCCCCUCCAUUGGCCUGGAGACUAGCGGAAAUGCCGAGAAAAUUAUCUCAGGCAUUGUGUCUAAGCAGCGAAAGCCAUCUCUGGUCAUGACAUCUCCUACAUGCACAGACCAUUCGCCAUCAAGAAAGCUGCCGGACAUCCAUCAUCCAAAGUUUGCUGCCAAACGGAGGUGGACAUGCAGCAAACCCAAGGCCGCCAGUAUGCUCCGGGAGGCAGUCAUGGCCACCUCAGAUAAACUGAUGGUGGAACCACCGUCUGCCUAUCCCAUUACCCCCUCCAGCCCUUUGUACACCAACACAGACAGUCUUACUGUGAUCACACCAGUCAAAAAGAAAAGGGGACGACCAAAGAAGCAGCCUCUGCUCACUGUGGAGACCAUUCACGAGGGCACUUCCACUAGCCCAGUCAGCCCCAUUAGCCGGGAGUUUCCUGGCACCAAGAAAAGAAAGAGACGAAGGAGUUUAGCCAAGUUGGCCCAGCUGGUGCCGGGAGAGGACAAACCCAUGAGUGAGAUGAAAUUUCACAAAAAAGUUGGAAAGCUUGGUGUGUUGGAUAAGAAGACCAUCAAGACCAUCAAUAAGAUGAAAACCCUCAAGAGGAAAAAUAUUUUGAACCAGAUCUUAUCCUGCUCUAGCAGCGUGGCUGUGAAGGCAAAAGCACCCCCAGAGACCAGCCCUGGGGCAACAGCCAUUGAGAGUAAGCUGGGAAAGCAGAUUAACGUCAGCAAGAGAGGGACCAUCUACAUUGGCAAAAAGAGGGGCCGGAAACCGAGAGCAGAGCUGCCACCCCCAUCCGAAGAACCCAAAACAGCCAUCAAGCACCCAAGGCCUGUUUCUAGCCAGCCGGACGUUCCAGCCGUGCCUUCCACCUUUCAGUCACUUGUGGCGUCUUCACCAGCAGUUAUGCACCCACUUUCCACGCAGUUGGGUGGGUCCAAUGGCAACCUGAGCCCCGCCAGCACUGAAACCAGUUUUUCAGAGUUGAAAACGAUGCCAAAUCUCCAGCCCAUCAGUGCUCUUCCCACCAAAACUCAGAAGGGGAUGCACAGCGGAACCUGGAAACUGUCUCCACCCAGAUUGAUGGCCAACUCUCCUUCCCACCUCUGCGAGAUUGGCUCCCUCAAGGAAAUCACACUGUCCCCCGUGAGUGAAUCACACAGUGAAGAGACCAUCCCCAGCGACAGUGGCAUCGGGACAGACAACAACAGCACAUCGGACCAAGCAGAGAAGAGUUCCGAGUCCCGCCGGAGGUACUCGUUUGAUUUCUGCUCCCUAGACAACCCCGAGGCCAUCACAUCUGACACCAGCACCAAGAACCGGCAUGGCCACCGGCAGAAGCAUCUGAUUGUGGACAACUUUUUGGCCCACGAGAGCCUCAAGAAGCCAAAGCACAAGAGGAAGCGGAAAGGCCUGCAAAACCGGGAUGACCUCCAGUUUUUGGCAGACCUGGAGGAGCUCAUCACCAAGUUCCAGGUGUUCAGGAUCUCCCAUCGGAGUUACACCUUUUACCACGAAAAUCCAUAUCCCAGCAUUUUCCGGAUUAACUUGGAUCACUACUACCCAGUGCCAUAUAUCCAGUAUGACCCGUUGCUCUAUCUUCGGAGAACUUCAGAGUUGAAGUCCAAAAAGAAGCGUGGGAGGCCUGCAAAAACCAAUGACACCAUGACAAAGGUGCCUUUUUUACAAGGGUUCAGCUACCCUAUUCCCAGCGGAAGUUACUAUGCACCCUAUGGAAUGCCUUACACAUCAAUGCCUAUGAUGAACCUUGGUUACUACAGUCAGUACCCUGCUCCUCUGUACCUAUCACACACUCUGGGGGCAGCUUCCCCGUUCCUGCGGCCCACUGUGCCCCCGCCUCAGUUCCACACAAGCUCCCACAUGAAGCUGGCCGGUACUGCCAAGCAUAAAGCCAAGCAUGGAGUGCACCUCCAGGGACCUGUGGGCAUGAGCCUUGGGGAUAUGCAGCCAUCCCUGAAUCCUCCCAAGGUGGGCAAUGCGGGUCUCUCCAGUGGCCGGCUCCACAAGAGGAAACACAAACACAAGCAUAAGCACAAGGAAGACCGGCUCCUGGGCCCACAUGAUAACCUGAGUGGUUUGUUUGCAGGCAAAGCCACGAGCUUCUCCAGUCACCUCCUGAGUGAGCGACUGGGCAGCGCAGACAAAGAUCUGUCCUUGGUGGGGGAGAAGACAAAGCAUAAAGAGAAGCAGAAGCACCAGCACAGCGAAGCCAGCCACAAAGCAUCGAAGAGCAGCUUUGAGGUGGACACCCUGUCCACGUUGUCGCUGUCUGAUGGCCAGCACUGGACACCAACCAAGGACAAAGGGGACUUGAGCAGCGAGUCUGUGGAAGUGUGCACCAAGCGGUACUCUGGCAGUGCAGGAGAUGGCGGCAGCUCAAGAUCAGAGAGCCUGGAUGUGUUCAGUGAGCUGAACCCUUCACCUGACAAGUGGGACAGUGACUUGAGUGGGAGUAAGAGGCGGAGCUAUGAAGGCUUUGGGACAUACAGGGAAAAGGACAUACAGGCUUUCAAGAUGAGCCGCAAGGAGAGAAGUUCUUACGACUCCUCCCUGUCUCCAGGAAUGUCAAGUCCCCACUUAAAAGUGGACCAGACGGUGUCACAUAGUAAGAAUGAAGGCUCAUCAUCCACCAUGAUGACCAGGAAGAAGCCAGCUGCAGUGGACAGUGUUGCUCUUCCACCGACCCCAGUGUUAUCCCUACUUGCUGCUUCUGCAGCAGCACCAGAUGCAGCCAGCUCCUCCCUGAAGAAGCGAUUCAAGCGGCGGGAGAUCGAAGCCAUCCAGUGCGAGGUGCGCAAGAUGUGCCACUACACCAAGAUCCUGUCCACCAAAAAGAACCUGGACCACGUGAACAAGAUCCUGAAGGCCAAGCGGCUGCAGAGACAGGCCAAGACGGGCAACAACUUCGUCAAGAAGCGGCGAGGGCGGCCUCGCAAGCAGCCCAGCCAGUCGGACGAGGACCCCGGGGACCAGAUGCCGGUGCUGGAGAAGUGCGUCGACCUGCCCAGCAAAAGGGCGCAGAAGCCCAGCCUGGGGCCCCUGGCGCUGGAGGCCGCCGCCGGCCAGGACGCCGUGAUGGCCACGAUCGAGGCCGUGGUCCACAUGGCCCGGGAGGCGCCGCCCCCACCACCCCCGCCGCCGCCGCCCAAGACCCCCAAGACUCCCAGGGGCGGCAAGAGGAAACACAGACCCCCGCCGCCGCCGCCGCUGCAGCCGUCCCCGUCCCCGCAGCCGUCCCCGCAGCAGCCCCUGCCCCAAGAAGAGGAGGGCAAGGCCAAGAGGCAGAGGAAGGCCCGGGCGGGCGACAGCGACGGCCUCGCCUAGGGCCAGGGCACCCUGGCGUCGAGAUUGCGGGGCGCGGACACUGGGAACUAACUGCAGAGUCGAGUCGGGGACCCGCGCGUCCUCCUGCCCUUCUCUCCAUCGC
Suncus etruscus (white-toothed pygmy shrew) is the source of this 5039-nucleotide messenger RNA. It is a transcript of the gene SETBP1, whose product is annotated as SET binding protein 1. The record is from RefSeq and is a predicted model, not a curated record. The transcript has 5 exons. Lineage: Eukaryota; Metazoa; Chordata; Mammalia; Eulipotyphla; Soricidae. The coding region runs from base 173 to 4936 and encodes 1587 amino acids. Gene Ontology annotation, molecular function: DNA binding.